Mesorhabditis belari is the source of this 795-nucleotide messenger RNA. The record is from the annotation of a GenBank genome assembly. NCBI's taxonomy places the organism in Eukaryota, Metazoa, Nematoda, Chromadorea, Rhabditida, Rhabditidae.
AUGUCGGACAUGCUUACUAUUCUUUCACGUCCAUCAUCGUUUCGCUUCGUUGAGUCAAUAGAGUUCAUGAAAGAUGCUCGAAUCUUCGGCAUCAUCUCCACCACUCUCUACAUCAUUGCAAUUUUCUCCAGUAAACGCUUUCUUCGCGAUCGAAAGCCGUUUCAGUUAACAACUCCAUUGGCUUUAUGGAAUCUUUGUUUGGCAACCUUCAGCGGCAUCGGUUUCUCUGUUGUUGCACGAAAAACAUGGAUGGACAUUAAAGUCAAUGGCUUUUCUUCGGCUUUCUGUAACCCGUUGGAGACAGAAAUUUUGAAUGGUUGGUCCGGUUGGUAUCAGGUUCUCUUUGUGCUGAGCAAAGUGAUUGAACUUGGAGAUACGGUAUUUAUCGUGCUGAGGAAGCGACCAUUGAUCUUCUUGCAUUGGUACCACCAUGUAUUCACUCUUAAUUAUUGCAUCUGGACUUUUGAAGUCAUGAAGGGUGUGCAUUUAUACAUCGGACUCAUCAAUUUUGCCAUUCACACUUUCAUGUACAGUUACUUUUUCUGUCGAGCAACGCAAAUACGUAUUCCGGGUUGGUUCGCUCAGUGCUUGACGAUGGCGCAGAUUAUGCAAUUCUUCCUUUCGAUCGCUGUACAGUUUUACGCCUACCACCUUUACAUCAAUUGGGGCUGUGAGCGAGCCAUCCAUUUUCCUUCCUUCUACAUCUGCCUCCUUAUGGAACUAAGCUACGUUGGAUUGUUUUCCCGCUUUUUCUAUACUUCUUACAUCUCUUCGCUGAAAAAAGCAAAACGCCAA